Corylus avellana is the source of this 7192-nucleotide messenger RNA. It is a transcript of the gene PRT6, whose product is annotated as proteolysis 6. Gene Ontology annotation, molecular function: ubiquitin protein ligase activity; zinc ion binding. Gene Ontology annotation, cellular component: cytoplasm; ubiquitin ligase complex. NCBI's taxonomy places the organism in Eukaryota, Viridiplantae, Streptophyta, Magnoliopsida, Fagales, Betulaceae. Gene Ontology annotation, biological process: ubiquitin-dependent protein catabolic process via the N-end rule pathway; protein ubiquitination. The record is from RefSeq and is a predicted model, not a curated record.
UUCCAGACUCAGUGAAAGACAGAGAGAGAGAGUUGGUGAAUGGUGGUUGGUUGGAAAUUGAAGCAUAAAUUCACUGCGAAGGGAUUCGAAAGCUUUCCCUGAAAACGAGAAGAAAGGAAUAGAACAGAAAAGCUGAAAAGAGAAGAAGAUUUUUAGGGUUUGUGCAGAACCGACUUGAAGAAACGCAAACGGUAGAGAGGCAAAGCUGGGGAGCGAGAGCUCUGGUGUAAGGCGGUGUUUGUGUUGCACGGAUUGGCUGGUGCGAUUCUGGCGGGGCUCUCCUAGUAUGGAGAACAUGGAUGUCGAUUCCUCUCUCGAAUCGAGCCAACUCAAGCCCCGGGACCGAAUCCUGCAGAGGCUUGCUCUACUUGGAAUUCCCGCGGAUUGUCUCCCACCUGGGUUAGUUGAAUUUGUCAAGGAUGACAAGACCCGUAUACCAGAGCUGGUGUCUGCUAUAUUGCCUACAGAUGAGGAAAUGAGGGAAGCGUUCCGAGAAGCAAAGGCAGGUUCUAAGAAAGCUUCCACUAGAGUAAAAAGACGAUUCCGGGACAACGUGGAGUGGUUAAAAUGGUUGAUGUUCGAGGGUGAUCCGGCUGCUGCCCUGAAGCACCUCUCCAAAAUGAGUGUUGGCCAGCGCGGUGUUUGUGGCGCUGUUUGGGGAAACAAUGAUGUAGCAUACAGGUGUCGAACUUGUGAACACGAUCCGACAUGUGCAAUUUGUGUUCCUUGUUUUCAGAAUGGGAACCACAAGCACCACGAUUAUUCUAUUAUCUAUACGGGUGGCGGUUGCUGUGAUUGUGGGGAUAUUACGGCAUGGAAACGUGAGGGCUUCUGCUCAAAGCAUAAAGGUGCAGAACAAAUACGACCCCUUCCAGAGGAGUUUGCAAAAUCUGUGGGCCCCAUUCUUAAUGCUCUCUUCAUUUGUUGGAAGGAGAAGUUAAUGGUUGCAGAAACUACUUCUCAAGAAAAUCCUAGAGCUGGUGAUCGUAUUGGAGAGCGAAUGGAGGUUGCAAAUGAGCUAACAUUUAUGUUGGUUGAGAUGCUUUUAGAGUUUUGCAAGUAUAGUGAGAGUUUGCUCAGUUUUGUUUCUAGGGUUAUCUUUUCUUCUGUUGGCUUAUUGGAGAAUCUGGUGAGGGCAGAGAGGUUAUUGAGAGAAGACGUUGUGAAGAAGCUCAGUGAAUUGCUUCUGAAACUGCUCGGAGAACCUCUUUUCAAAUAUGAGUUUGCUAAAGUAUUUAUGAGCUACUAUCCAAAUGUUGUAAAUGAUGCCAUAAAUGAAGGCACUAAUCAUGCUUUGAAGAAAUAUCCUCUACUGUCCACUUUCUCUGUGCAAAUCUUGACUGUGCCUACUCUAACACCGCGUCUUGUGAAGGAAAUGAACCUACUUGCUAUGCUGUUGGGAUGUUUGGGGGACAUUUUUUUUUCAUGUGCUGGUGAAGAUGAUCGUUUACAGGUUGCUAAGUGGGGAAAUUUGUAUGAGACAACCAUUAGAGUGCUUGAAGAUGUUCGGUUUGUUAUGAGCCAUGCAGCAGUGGCCAAAUACAUUACCCAUGACCAGAAAAAUAUAUCAAAAACUUGGAUGAGACUUUUAGCUUUUGUGCAAGGGAUGAACCCUCAAAAGAGAGAAACAGGCCUCCAUAUAGAAGAAGAUAACGAGAAUAUCAUUUCUCCUUUUGCUUUAUGUCAUUCUAUUGCUAAUAUUCAUUCUCUCUUAGUGGAUGGGGCGUUCUCAGCUGCUAGCAGUGAAGAGACGGAUGAUGACAUUCUUUCUAACACAUAUAAGCAAGAUGUGGUUGAUGCGGAUGGCUUAAGACAUGCAAAAGUAGGACGGUUAUCUGAGGAAAGCUCCGCAUGUAGUGCAACAUGGAGGAGCAGUUCCUUAGCUUGUGCUUCAGAGGUUGCUGAGUUUAAACCUGAUGCCAUCUCUUAUCCCUUAAUUCCACCAACUUUCAAGUGGUUAAUGUAUGAGUGUCUUAGGGCUAUCGACAAUUGGUUGGUUGAUAGUACUUCAGGGGCUGCUCUUAAUGAAUUAUCUCCAAAUACUAGCAGUAAUCCUGGUAGCAAUUUUUCAGCAUUGAAGGAAACGUUAUCUAAGAUUAGAAAAGGCAAAUAUAUAUUUCGCAGACAGGCGAGUUCAACUGAAGAUCAUGAUACUUCACAUGUAAAUAGUGGUUUUGGUAUGAUUUUAGAAUUGCAGAAUGGAAAAAGUAAAGACAAUAAACUAAUGACCAGUGGUGAAAUUGAUACUGUUAAUACCUGCUGCCCGGCUUGGUCUAAUGACAGUCUGAUGGAGGGCGAUACCAUGGACAUAGAUGCAUUACGCGUUUUGAGUUUGUCUGAUUGGCCAAAUAUAAGUUACAAUGUUAGUUCACAGGAUAUAUCCGUUCACAUUCCAUUGCAUCGGUUACUUUCCUUGUUGUUGCAGAAGGCAUUGAGAAGAUGUUUUGGUGAAUCUGCAGUGCCAAAUAUGACUAGUGAUAGUUCUGCUAAUUCAUCAUCCACAAGCUGCAUUGAUUUCUUUCAACAUGUUCUUGGGGGCUGCCACCCAUUUGGGUUUUCUGCCUUUGUUAUGGAGCAUCUGUUACGGGUGAGGGUAUUUUGUGCUGAGGUUCAUGCUGGAAUGUGGAGGAAGAAUGGUGAUACUGCCCUGUAUUCUUGUGAAUGGUACCGUUCAGUUCGGUGGUCUGGACAGGGUAUAGAGCUUGAUCUAUUUCUGCUGCAGUGCUGUGCUGCAUUGGCUCCACCUGAUCUUUUCAUAAAUAGAAUUAUUGAACGCUUUGGGCUAUCAAACUACCUUUCUCUGAAUCUUGAACGCUCUAACGAAACACCUUUUUUCAGGUAUGAACCAGUUCUGGUGCAGGAAAUGCUCACUCUUAUUAUUCAGAUUGUAAAUGAAAGGCGAUUUUGCGGGCUAACUACAGCUGAAAGUUUAAAAAGAGAGUUAAUAUUCACGUUAGCCGUUGGAGAUGCUACUCGUAGUCAAUUGGUGAAAUCUCUCCCUCGUGGCCUCUCCAAAUUUAACCAGCUACAGGAAAUUUUGGAUACUGUUGCUGCGUAUUCCAACCCAUCUGGCUUCAAUCAGGGUAUGUAUUCACUGCGAUGGACAUAUUGGAAAGAACUGGAUUUGUACCAUCCUCGCUGGAACCCAAGGGAUUUGCAAGUUGCGGAAGAAAGAUACUUUCGCUUCUGUAGUGUCUCCCCAUUGACCAGUCAACUGCCCAGGUGGACUAAGAUUUAUCCUCCUCUCAAAGAGAUGGCUAGAGUAACCACUUGUAAGGCAGUCCUUCAAAUUAUCCGUGCAGUGCUGUUCUAUGCCAUUUUCACGGAUAAAGGGAGUGAAUCACGUGCUCCUCAUGGUGUACUUCUUACUGCAUUGCAUUUACUCUCGUUAGCAUUAGACAUCUGUUAUCAGCAGAGAGAAUCAAGUGACCAGUCAUGUUCGAGUAUGGAUGAGGUUCCCAUCCUAACUUAUUCUGUUGAAGAAAUUUGGGAGGGAUUAAAUUAUGGUGCUGGUGGACAAAGCUUGCUGUCACUUCUUGUUUUUUUGAUGAGGAUGGAGAAGAAUGAAAAUGUCAACAACUUUUUCGACACAAGCAGUUGCAACCUUUCUUCUCUGAUUGCAAGUAUAUUGAAGAAGUUUGCUGAAAUUGAUUCUGGAUGUAUGGCCAAAUUGCAACAACUUGCACCUGAAGUGGUCAAUUGUCUAUCACAAUCCAAACCCAGUAGUGAUACAAAUAUCUCAGGGUCAGCUUCUGAUAGUGAGAAACGGAAGGCAAAAGCUCGAGAGAGACAGGCUGCCAUCUUGGAAAAAAUGAGAGCUGAGCAAUCAAAGUUUUUGGCAAGCAUGGAUUCCGCUGUGGAUGAAAGUUCAAAAUCUGGACAAGUAGUAAAUAGCUCUGAUGUUGGAGAUGAUUCAGAACAGACAGCAGAAGUUGUUUGCUCCCUUUGCCAUGAUCCCAAUUCCAAAGAUCCCAUGUCAUUCCUGAUUCUUCUGCAGAAAUCUAGGCUUGUGAGUUUCGUUGACAGAGGUCCCCCAUCAUGGGAUAAAUUUUGCCGGUUAGAGAAGGAGCAUGUUUCUGCUGCCACAGACAAGGUGACUGAUCAAUCUGGAAUAAGCACCUCAUCAGGUGGUUCAGGAUUGAUUUCAUCGUCCCCAUCAGCACAGUUGGUUCAGAAUGCAGUCAAUGAAUACUCUCUUUAUGGACAACCUGAGGAAGUCAAUGCUUUUGUAGAUUUUGUCAAGGCUUGGUUCCCUGCAGUGAGGGAUAUUCAAGUGCCACGCACAUCCAAUGAUGGAAGGGAGAGGACUGUAUAUUCCAUGGAGACGUUGGAACAAGAUAUGUACUUCUGCAUACGUAGAGAAAUGCAUGAUACUUUGCUUCAUUCAAAUUUUACAGAGGAUGAUAAUAAACUUUCAACUGCUGAAGGGAGUUCAGAAAGAAGGAAAGAUGCUGAAUCUGUCUUGCUUGGAAAGUACAUAGCUGCUCUUUCUAGAGCAAUGAAAGGAAGUCCCUCAGCAUCUGAAGAUGCUCGUAAGGAUAAGGCUUCAGUAGAAUCUACUUCAAAGUGUCCAGCAUACGAUGGAUUUGGCCCUUCAGAUGGUGAUGGAGUUCAUAUUUCUUCCUGUGGGCAUGCUUUGCAUCAGGGAUGUCUUGAUCGCUAUUUAGCUUCAUUGAAGGAAAGAUAUGUCAGAAGAAUUGUUUUCGAAGGAGGCCAUAUCGUGGACCCAGCUCUGGGAGAGUUUCUCUGCCCCGUAUGUCGGCGACUCGCAAAUUCUGUCAUGCCUGCUUUACCUGGGGAUUUCAAAGAUGGUUGGGAGCAGUCUGUAAGUUCAACUGUGAGUUACUCAUGUGCUGCUGGCCCUUCAGCCGCAUCGUCUGAAGAAAUUAGUUCACUUCGCAUUCAGCAAGCCUUGGCUCUCUUGCAAUCUGCAGCCAAUGUGGUUGGGAAGGAUGAAAUUCUUAAAGCUCUUCCCCUGCAGGGAAAUGGAGGAAUGAGGUCAAAUCUUGAGUCUGUUCGUCGGGUGUUCUCUAAAAUGUAUUAUCCAAACAAACAGGAUAAGUUAUCACAGUCUGAAAGGGUAAGCCACUCAAUGCUUAUGUGGGACACUCUUAAGUACUCCAUCGUAACAAUGGAAAUUGCUGCUCGUUGUGGAAGGACUCAUAUGACCCCAAAUUAUGGCCUUAAUGCCAUGUAUGAGGAACUCAAAUCUUCCAGUGGAUUCAUAUUGUCCUUGUUGCUAAAAAAUGUCCAAAACGCACGAAGUAAGAAUGCUCUUCAUGUGCUUCAAAGAUUUAGAGGUAUUCAGCUUUUUGCAGAGUCUAUUUGCUCUGGUAAAUCUUUAGGCUAUGCCAGUAGCACAUCUGGACAAGGUAAUAUUUUAGGUAUCUUGAAGCAUCUUGAGAUGAAAGAAUCCUUUCCUGAUACUCAAUUUUGGAAUCGAGCUUCUGAUCCUGUCCUUUCUGGUGACCCUUUUUCAUCAUUGAUGUGGGCUAUCUUUUGUCUUCCAUAUCCAUUUCUAUCAUGCGAAGAAUCGAUGUUAUCCCUUGUGCAUGUCUUCUAUGCCAUCUCUGUAGUGCAGGCUAUAAUUACAUAUUGUGGGAUACAUCACUGCAAGACGAGUGAACUAGGAUUUAAUGAUUGCCUGAUUUCUGACAUCUGCAAAGUUUUGGGGGAAUCUGGAUGUGCCCAGCAAUAUUUUGUCUCACGUUAUAUUGGCCCAUCGAGUAAUAUUAGGGAUACAAUUCGCAGCUUGAGUUUCCCUUAUUUGCGGAGGUGUGCACUGCUGUGGAAACUACUCAACGCAUCUGCCCCAGCACCUUUCUAUGAUAGGGAUAAUGUGUUUGAUAGAUCAUCUGUUGCCAUCAAUGACAUGAUGGAUAUCACUGAUGGUUCGUUGAUCGAGUUCAAUGAAAUCCAACAGCUGGAGAACUUGUUUAAGAUUCCACCGCUGGAUGUUGUUUUAAAGGAAGAAAUUCUGCGUCCUCUAGCUUUAAAAUGGGUUUAUCAUUUCUGUGAGCAGUUCAAAGUUCGUGGUUUUGGACGUGAAAUGCAUAUUACACCUGCAAUUCCAUUUAAGUUAAUGCAUCUUCCCCAUCUUUACCAGGAUGUCUUGCAGAGGUUGAUAAAACAGCGUUGCCCUGACUGCAAAUCUACCCUUGGUGAGCCCGCAUUAUGCCUCCUGUGUGGUAGAUUAUGCUCUCCAAGCUGGAAGUCUUGCUGCAGCCAAAGUGGAUGCCAAGCUCAUGCAAUGGUCUGUGGUGCUGGUACUGGAGUGUUCCUAUUGAUCAGGAAAACAACAAUCCUGCUACAGAGAUCUGCACGUCAGUCUCCUUGGCCAUCACCUUACCUGGAUACUUUUGGCGAAGAGGAUAUUGACAUGCAUAGAGGGAAGCCAUUGUACUUGAAUGAGGAACGCUAUGCUGCUCUAACUUACAUGGUUGCUUCCCAUGGCCUUGAUCGGAGUUCUAAGGUUCUUCACCAAACUACUAUUGGUUCUUUCUUCACGGUGUAGUGUGGAUUUCAUGCUUAUGUUUCUUGAGAAGGCUGUUCAGAAUUUUGAAUGAGACCUAUAAGGAGAUGGAAAGUGUUCCUGCAUAUGCUCUAUAUAUCUGAUAGGGGCAAUUUAUUAAGGAUCUUGGACUUUGGCAUGGUGUUGUACAUACAGCUCAUUCAGAUUUAUCAUGAGAAAAUCUUCAGAAGAAAUUUGCAUUUUCGCAAUGGACUAUGAUAAGUGAGAUUGGGAUUCAUACUCUUCUGUCCAAAUUAAUGAUUCCGUCAAGUUGACUUAACAUUGAUAUCAACAACCUUAACCUAACGGGUAUCAUGGGCAUCCUGAUUCACUAUGACCAGAGAUGGUAUUGACGCUAUCCAGCACUUGGUUGAGAUGGGCCUCUUUGUCUUAUUCUCAUUUUUUUACCACCUUUUCAUGGUUAACAAUGAUGAAUCAUGAGAAUCUGGCUUGCAUAUCCUAAUUGUUCUAUUUAUUGGAAUGUAACUUCUUAGUAAAGUUAUUUAAUAAGACUGGGCAGAAUGUUGUGAAGUUAUAGGUUUUAGAACGGACAUAAGCUUUAGCCCAUCCUGCAAUUUUGCCCUUUGUUGCAAAUUACAGUAUUUAGGGCUUUGUUCUUGAGGACUGAAUCUAAUGCUUUGGAUGGUAAAUAAACUUUAUUCGUAAGUUACAUUUUAUUAA